Ostertagia ostertagi is the source of this 534-nucleotide messenger RNA. The record is from the annotation of a GenBank genome assembly. NCBI's taxonomy places the organism in Eukaryota, Metazoa, Nematoda, Chromadorea, Rhabditida, Trichostrongylidae.
AUGUAUGCCAUUCUCAAAGGCCUUUUUGGCAAAAAGGAGAUGCGAAUCCUGAUGGUUGGGUUGGAUGCUGCUGGUAAAACGACUAUAUUGUACAAGUUGAAACUUGGAGAGAUCGUCACCACUAUUCCAACCAUAGGUUUCAACGUCGAAACGGUCGAGUACAAAAACAUCUCUUUCACAGUGUGGGACGUCGGAGGUCAAGAUAAAAUUAGACCUUUGUGGAGGCACUACUUCCAAAAUACUCAGGGGCUUAUUUUCGUUGUCGAUUCAAAUGACCGUGAACGAGUCGGAGAGGCAAGAGAAGAACUUAUGCGUAUGCUUGCCGAGGACGAACUCAGGGAUGCUGUUCUGCUUGUUUUCGCCAAUAAACAGGACUUGCCGAAUGCUAUGAACGCAGCUGAGGUUACGGACAAGUUAGGUCUACACACUUUGAGAAACAGGUCGUGGUACAUACAGGCGACCUGUGCAACUUCGGGAGAUGGUCUCUAUGAAGGUCUUGAUUGGUUGAGCAACCAACUGAAGAACAGAGGAUAA